CUACCUUCCAAAACCCCCGCCUCGAAUCCAUCGAAGAAACCCAUUUAAGCGUUUCUCUCUCAUUCGGCAAAAGGCGCUGAUAAGAAAGAGAACUCUUCUCUAUUUAUCCCGGAGCUUUUGGCGGAAGAAUCUCCGUCGUCGCCAUUUUUCGUUUCGUAAAGAUUUCGACCUAUUCCCGUUUGAAUUUAAUUUAUUUGAAAAUGGCGGCUAUGGCGGGUUUGGGGUUGCAAAUGGCAACAAGUCCUUGCAUUCCUUCUUGGAGGAUUUGCAAUGCAAGCGCUCCAAUUUUAGGGACCAAUCUGAAACUAGGACUACUGAAUAAGCUUACAACCUCAUCUUCUAUCUCCUCCAUCCGACCGUUUUCUCGGAGCUUCACGUCCACUCCAGUGAAAUUCGAUAAGGUCAUUACCAAGGCAAUGUCUGGAACAAGUGAGGAAAAGGCUGCUACAGGAUUGCCUAUUGAUUUAAGAGGUAAAAGGGCAUUCAUUGCUGGGAUAGCUGAUGACAAUGGAUAUGGUUGGGCAAUUGCCAAAUCUCUUGCUGCUGCUGGCUGUGAAAUCCUUGUCGGCACAUGGGUGCCAGCACUGAACAUUUUUGAGACCAGCUUGAGACGUGGGAAAUUCGAUGAAUCACGCGUGUUGCCAGAUGGUUCUCUGAUGGAGAUUACCAAAGUAUAUGCAUUGGAUGCUGUUUAUGACUGUCCUGAGGAUGUUCCUGAAGAUGUCAAAACAAACAAACGGUAUGCUGGAGCUUCAAAUUGGACAGUUCAGGAGGCAGCUGAAUCUGUGAAACGGGAUUUUGGGAGCAUCGAUAUCCUUGUGCACUCUCUUGCGAAUGGUCCGGAGGUCAUUAAACCUCUCUUAGAGACUUCCAGGAGAGGAUAUCUUGCAGCAAUUUCAGCAUCAAGUUACUCCUAUGUGUCCUUGCUCAAGCAUUUCAUUCCGAUAAUGAAUCCAGGUGGUGCGUCGAUUUCUCUCACAUACAUUGCUUCUGAAAGGGUCAUUCCAGGAUAUGGUGGCGGCAUGAGUUCAGCUAAGGCUGCUUUGGAGAGUGAUACCAGAGUGCUUGCUUUUGAAGCAGGAAGGCGCCACAAGAUUCGAGUUAAUACGAUAUCUGCUGGCCCAUUGAGAAGCCGUGCAGCAAAAGCAAUUGGAUUCAUUGACACCAUGAUCGAAUACUCGUUAGCCAAUGCACCAAUGCAGAAAGAACUGCUGGCAGAUGAGGUUGGCAAUGUUGCUGCAUUCUUGGCAUCGCCAUUGGCUUCGGCCAUCACAGGAACAGUUAUUUAUGUGGACAAUGGGCUGCACGCAAUGGGAGUGGGAGUCGACAGUCCAAUAUUUGCAGAUCUCAACAUUCCUCAGUCCGACCCCAAGAGCUAAGGUUUUCAUGUUAAUUUUUCAUGCUUAUGGAUGUCUUUGUAGUUCUUUUUUCGUUUUCUUCUUUUCUUUUUCUUUUUUGGGCGACAAUUUUGUAAUAGGGGAUUUUGUUCCGGGAUCCUCCCCUGACUCGAGUUUGCUAUUUUCUAAUGACUUGCAUGCACACAA
Molecule: messenger RNA, 1544 nt
Organism: Magnolia sinica
Lineage: Eukaryota; Viridiplantae; Streptophyta; Magnoliopsida; Magnoliales; Magnoliaceae
Product: enoyl-[acyl-carrier-protein] reductase [NADH], chloroplastic-like
Exons: 13
Coding region: 201-1379 (392 amino acids)
Biological process (GO): fatty acid biosynthetic process
Molecular function (GO): enoyl-[acyl-carrier-protein] reductase (NADH) activity
Source: RefSeq, a predicted model, not a curated record